Malassezia pachydermatis is the source of this 1278-nucleotide messenger RNA. Its product is annotated as tpt-domain-containing protein. The transcript has a single exon. Gene Ontology annotation, cellular component: endoplasmic reticulum; Golgi apparatus. The record is from RefSeq and is a predicted model, not a curated record. NCBI's taxonomy places the organism in Eukaryota, Fungi, Basidiomycota, Malasseziomycetes, Malasseziales, Malasseziaceae. Gene Ontology annotation, molecular function: antiporter activity; phosphoenolpyruvate transmembrane transporter activity. Bases 1 to 1278 code for a protein of 425 amino acids. Gene Ontology annotation, biological process: phosphoenolpyruvate transmembrane import into Golgi lumen.
AUGUUGAGCGGCGGGAAACCGCAUGCCUCUUCUCGUACCCGGCAUGGCGAGCGUGCAGAAGAGGAAAUCGUAGUGCAUGAUGCCCAUGAACGAGCUACUUCCAUUCCAAUUUUAUUAUUCCUGUGCCUGCUGUGGUACACAAGCUCUGCACUCUCCUCGAACACUAGCAAGAGCCUAUUAUCCCGGCGGAAGGUCGUAGGAGAAGAUACCAAACUCCCGCCGUUGUUUCCGUACCCAGUCACACUAACAUUGGUGCAGUUUAUAUUUGUCAACGUGUUUUGCUACGUGGGUACGAGACGACACAUCCUGGGUGAUUGGGUGCUCGCCAAGCGCCUUGUGCCCAUCACUUGGCAACAAAUCCGCGAAAUUGUGCAAAUCAGUUUGUUCAACGUACUCGGGCACGCCUUGAGCUCGAUUGCCGUAAGCCACGUCGAAGUGAGUUUAGUGCAUACGAUCAAAGCACUGUCGCCCUUGUUCACAGUGCUUUCCUACGCCCUAUUCUUCGGGGUUCAAUACUCCUCACGAACCUACGUAUCGCUCCUCCCACUUAUAUCUGGUGUUGUUCUGGCGUGCACGUCCCUUUCCAAAAGCAAGCAUGAUGAUAUGGUCGGAUUCGUCUCGGCCUUGGGUAGUACGCUGAUCGUUGUCGCGCAAAAUAUCUACUCGAAAAAGCUGCUCAAACCAGCUGUAAGCGCAGCAACCAAUGCACCAGAAAAGCUGGACAAAGUGAAUAUUCUGUUUUACUCUAGCGCCUGCUCGGUGGCUAUCAUGCUACCGAUGUCCCUGUUUUACGACGCGGGCCACAUGGUCGCAGCAACAUCGCCGAACGUGGGCAUCUAUACGAUAUACCUCCUAAUCCUCAACGGGAUCGUUCAUUUCGCACAGAACCUUCUUGCAUUCCAGGUCUUGGCUCAUGUCUCCCCGGUUACAUACAGUGUCGCAAACCUGUUCAAGCGUGUGUUUGUGAUUCUCGUGGCCAUUGCCUGGUUUGGCCAAUCUGUCUCCUUCUUACAGUGGAUUGGCAUUGCGCUGACCUUCGUCGGCUUGUACAUGUACAAUAAUGCAAAGAACGAUAAAAUGGGCGCCAAAGCACAGUCUGUGCCAUCGGAGCCAGACGUACUGCCGAUGCAUCGCCGUCCUACAGGGCGUCAUACUCUACUCACAUUCCAUCAUGAUGAUACCAAUCCAGCUAUACGAAGCGAUCCGCAGGUUCACCCUGGCCCCGUGGAUAUCAAACUGCGUAUGGCUACCCCCCUAUUUAGCCUGCCCCCUCAGUAG